Messenger RNA from Linum trigynum, 3689 nucleotides. Lineage: Eukaryota; Viridiplantae; Streptophyta; Magnoliopsida; Malpighiales; Linaceae. The record is from the annotation of a GenBank genome assembly.
GUGCAAGUAGGGGGUGCGAGUUUCAGCUGGUAUAAAAGCUGUUUUGUGAUUUUUGGAGAGGGGGAGCUGGGUUUUGGAUCCCAAACACCCAAGGGACGAAUUAAUGAGAGAGAGAGAGAGAGAGAGGGUGAUCUAGAGCCAAUCUUGGAGCUAUUUUGGAGGAUUUCUUCACCAUUGGAGCUCGAGAAUCAAGCUUGGAGAUGGAGAUUGAAGAUCUAGAUCAGAUUUCUGCAGUCUCUCUCUUCUCUACGGAGUAACUUCCCUUCACUUAGGUUUUGAGGAACCCUAGUUCCAUAUGUUAGGAUCUUUCUUGUAUGGAGUUUUGGAUGCUAUAUUGUGUGAUUAUAAUCGAUUGAGGCAUGAUUUAUUGAGUCAAUUGAAUCCUGAUCAAAUUCCCUUGAUUUAUGCUUUAACCUUUGAUAGAUAGAAUCUGAUUAGGUUAAGAGAGCUUCCUUGAUUGAUAGCAGUGAAUUGGUUGUGCGAGAGUCAGUCAAUUCACUGCUUUGUACUGGAAUUCAUUCAAGUAGUGGAUAUCUCUGUGAAUCGCCUUAGCAGUCUAUCCCGAUGAAGGCUAGUUGCCUGCAGGGUAUUCUGUCUAAGAGGGCUUGGUCAACUUAAGAGAUUCCAAGCUAAUUUAGGAUCUUCCAGAGUUUAAUCAACAUUAAAACAACCAAAAGGAAUUACAACUUGGACCUAAUUGAGGAGCUAAGGGGAAUCAUACCUAAGUGAGUUCCCAAACUAUAAUUAGUAGUUUUACUUAGUUUAGUUAGUAGAGUAGUUUAGUUAAUCAAUCCUUAAUCUGAUUUGCUAGAUAAUGAACUGAAGCUGAGUAAUAGUACAUCUAGAGACCCGAGGAUUCGAUAUUUAUUACUUGCACCACUAUACUGCAGUCCCUUUCAUUGGUUACACUUAGCCAUAGUUUGGUGUUGUGUCGUAGCGUGUCAAGUUUUUGGCGCCAUUGCCGGGGACUUUCUAGAUUAUUAGAAAAGGCAGAAGUUUGUUACUUGAGCAUUCUUCUUUUCUUUUCCACCCUUGCUUUUCACUUGGGUGUUUUGAUUUUGUUGGUGCAGAUCUGAAACAUGGAUUCUCAUGGCUUUUCCAAUCAUUGGGGGGUAUCCACCACCACCCGAGUGGUAUUACCCCAAGACUUCCUGGAGCAACCAACAAGAAGAAGACUAUGGAGUCGGGUUUUAGUACCAACCCCUCUACUACGAAGAACAAUCAAACCCCUGGGCAUUUCAAGAACAAUCUCCUUAUCAAGAAGAAUUUCUCCCACAAACAGAAUGGCCAUCAGAUCUUGAGUUAGCCACAGCCUUCACGGGCCAUUCGCCAGAGCCAUGCUACACUCCACAGCCAGAUCCAAACUAUCACUUAAGGCUUCUCGUGGAGCAUAUUACUCGAGUACCUGAGAGAUCCUUUCCUGAGAUGGAUCCUCAUAUCUAGGCUAUUGUCCAAACUAACUUCUCCUUUCCCUGUGAAACAGAGGAGACCCUUCGGAGCAUAAAGAAGCACAUAGAGGUCAUUGAGAAAGCUUGUGCACAGUUUUCUCAAGACAACCUUUAUGCUACAAUACAAACGGAGAAGGAGGAAGAAUAAGUCAAUCAUGAGGAUGUUGUGGAGCAUACAGAGUUUGUCACGAAGAGCUCCUGUGAUGAUCAUGAUCAUCAAUGUCAUGUUGUAGCCGACCACACCUUUUCGCAUCCCACACCGGGUGCUGAAGAGGCGGACAUGAGUGAGGAGAUGCAAGCUGAUCUUAUUGAAAAGAUUGCAUGGCGACUUGUUCUCCAAUUCGUGCUAGAAGAAGAAGAGCGAGAAAGGAUGAGGAAAGAAGUUGUGGAAGAUGACGGAAGUGAAUUAGAGGAAAUUCUUUAUCUUUUCCUAGGGGAGGAAUCAAAUUCUAAGGAAGGAAGGGGGGUUGAAGAAGCGAUUGGCGCCCAGGCUGAGGACGAAGUUGUGGUGGAAGAGGCUUGCACCGGCUAUGAGUUAAUUGUGAUAUCUCCACAAACAUUCAAGGAGCUGCUUGGCAAGGACCCAUUUGCAGUGUCUCUUUGCUAGACCAAGGCCACAUCGAUAUCGGUCCCUCUUGAUGGACACGAUGGUGGUCACUCAAUGCUGUCAUAUCUGGUUUGGGGCAAUGAGACGAGAGAAAAAACGAAGAAGAGGUCUCGGGGGUGGAGACUUCAGUUGCAUCAAGUGCACGAGCCUUCAUCACCUGCCACACCACCUGCUCGUGACUUGAGACUCCACCUCAUAGAUGAGAACCUCAACUUCAAAGAGGUUCUAGCAUGGACCGAAACUUAGGAGCUACCAUCCGGGUCAUGACGUGAAAGAAGCGCUUGUUGGGAGGCAACCCAACCAGUCGGUUUGCACUUUCUUUCCCUAUGUCUCUUCAGUUGAGUAAGUUUGUCUUUUGAUUUUAGAGUCAAUAACUCAACCUUUGUGAGAUUUUGUGUGGUGUUUGUGUUCUGACUGCUCUCUCUCCUCCUGGAAUGCACCGCAUGGCCCGUCCACCAUCAUUCACACUUGAACUGGUAAGUUCGUUCUACCCUCCUUAUUUUUCCUCCAUUGAGGACAAUGUCGUGCUUAAGUAUGGCGGGAUGUUCCAUUAUGUUUGCAUGUGAAUGUUUCGUUGGUUGUGUAUGUUUGGAGCCUAGUCCAUUGUCCAAAUUUCGAUUUGAGGGCGCCAAGCACGUGCUCCUUGCAACUGCCUGAUCAGUAUGCUUUGAAUUGACAGUCUUUAUGUAACACCCUAACCCAGCCGGGUACUACUUUUACUAAAAUGCCCUUGACAAAUAAAAUACUCAAAUCUUAAAUUGCAGCGGGAAAAAUUUUCAUAAAUAAAAUACUGAAAACACACUUGUAGUUCCGAGCAAAGCCCUAACACAUGGGCAAAUUAAACUCAAACUUUAAAUCUUAAUAUGAUCUCUAGUCUAUACUCAGUAUCGUAAACGUAAAUAACUUAUAAUCUCUAAUGUUGUUGCUACUGAAACCUUGGCUAAGCAUCCUCUGUGACGCUUAUACUGCCCUCCUCUAGCUGGCUGCCCUUGAACUUUUCCUCUCAAACUCGCUGCUCUCUAACUGCCCCUCUAGCUAGCUGCUACUGAACGGGUUCUCGCUCAUUCCCUUACUAAGGCCUGGUGAGUGAGUUGGGGUCAGUCUACGCCCUUACGUUUUAAUAAUUCUCAUACUUGAGUACUUUACUUUAAACACUUAACUUUGACUAGUGGAAGUUGUUUGUACUUCCAAUCUUAAAAUCUUAACUCUUAAACUUUGAGGGAGUUGAAGUUACUCUCCUCUCUUAAAGCUCAAAUAUUGACUUAAAUACUUGAAUGACACGAGGAUCCCUCACUAGCUAGUCCGGUUGCCAACUCAUACGUAUAAGAAGCCAUCCAGGCUUUCCUUAAACUUAAACUUAGUUAGGGAAGUCGUAACGAUUCAUCCCCCUAACAUCUUGAACUUAUCGUGGUGGCUCUUCACCAGGAUUCUCAAGAGCAUAACUGCUGCUCAUCUUAAAAGUCUCAAGGGCAUAACUGCUGCUCUAUCUGAAAAUCUCAAAUGGCAACGGACUGGCGCUAGUGGCUAAAAACACUUAAAAUGACUUCACCUUCUUGAAGGUGAGUUACUUCUUAGAAAAAGAACUUGUUUCUUAAACUUUAACAAUAACUCAAAAAUAACGCUUUAAGGUAAAU